Molecule: messenger RNA, 963 nt
Organism: Exophiala viscosa
Lineage: Eukaryota; Fungi; Ascomycota; Eurotiomycetes; Chaetothyriales; Herpotrichiellaceae
Product: ubiquinol-cytochrome c reductase subunit 6
Exons: 3
Coding region: 222-671 (149 amino acids)
Biological process (GO): mitochondrial electron transport, ubiquinol to cytochrome c
Source: RefSeq, a predicted model, not a curated record
GACUACCUUGGCGACCGAGUCCGUCCGCCAAUCACACUCACUCAAUUUGGAGCUUUCUCGAUUUUGAAGCUCCUCCUGCACGCUCGACUUUCUCAGACAACUCCGGUUCUGAGAUCAAUUUCACGACACUGAGCAGUCUGAGAGAGUGCUGUUGCAUUCUACUGUCUCAGCUUUCACCUCCGCCAAUACCGACCCAUUCUUCUCUCCAGCCGGUAGUCAAGAUGGGGAUCACAGAUUUCUUCUCGGACCUGCUAAGCUCGGUAUCCUUCGUACAGGAGGUCCACGCCGAAGCUCCAGCGGAAGACGACGACAAGGAGGAGGGAGGAGAUGACGAGUCAAAGGACGACAAGGAAGGUGAUGAUGACAAAGAGGAUGGAGGUGACGACGAGAAAGAAGAAGGUGAUGACGACAAAGGAGACGAUGAAGAGGAGGAGGAAGAGGAAGAAGAGGAGCCAGUCGACCCCAAGCCCAAGUUAGAAGAAGACUGCGCCAAAUCGGCCCAAUGCGCGGGCUACAAGCACCACUUCGACGAAUGCGUUGAGCGCGUCACAUCGGCACAUGAAAACCCUGAUCAUAAGGCACCCCAUGAAGACUGCGUCGAAGAAUUUUUCCACCUUCAACAUUGCGCCACACAGUGCGCUGCUCCUAAGCUAUGGAAGGCCCUGAAGUGAACGACCCUCUUUGCAGCAACCCGUCCGUCGAUCCCGAACCUCCGCUCGAGCGUCUCUCGUAUCGUCGUGGGAAAUUCUGGUACAAUAGAAGGUGGCUAUACGCUUGUCCUCGAACGAGAUUCUACGAUAGGAUGUGGCCAGCACCCAUGACAUACUCUGGUGAGUAGGAUCUGGGGAGCUUGCCUUUUACGUUGUCAACAUCAUCCGCCCAACACAUAGUCGCGCCUGUACAGCUAUUCAUCUGAAAUAAAACGCAAGACAAUUGAUACACAUGCAUAUGGUUUUUGAACUG